AUGAACGUGUUACUGUUUAUCAUUGCUGACAAACUGCAAAGGCUAAUCCCACUUUUCUCCCAUGUCUUCCAGCUGGACUAUCCACACCAGACGGAAAAAAAGGAAGGGUUGAGCACAAUGGCCAGCUUCAGCCCAACAUCCCUGUCCCCUUUGAAUGCUGGAGAGAAAUAUUAUGUAGUGUUCAACGCAAGCGCUUACCCCAACAGUAGCCACAGUAAUGAUGAUCCAGAAUUUGUAUACAGGACGGUAACAAUGUAUAUAGUGUGUGUAUCAAUAAUUAUAGUUUGCAUUUUGGGAUGCUUGGGGAAUGGAAUUGUCACCUGGCUGCUUGGACUCCGUAUUAAGAGGACCCCCUUCACCACAUACAUCCUGAACCUCGCCGUUGCAGACUUUGGUUUACUUGCCGUGGACCUUUUUCUAGAAAUACGCUGGCUUCAGAAUCGCAAACAGGAUGAGGGUGUGGUGUUUGAAUUCUUUGAAGAUAUUUUCCAAUUCAUGUACAACACGGGUCAGUUUCUGCUGACGGCCAUCAGCAUCGACAGGUGUGUGUCUAUACUCUUCCAAGUUUGGUAUGGAUGCCACCGACCGCCAUAUUUGUCCACUGUUGUGUGUGCCUUAAUAUGGGUGCUUUCUUUCCUUCUCCCUGGAACACAUUUCAUUCUCUACCUGACUGUUAAGAAGUAUCACGAUCACAUAAGACUCUACCAGUACAUUGUGAAUGGCUUCCUUUGUCUCCCACUAAUAACUAUCUCCACUUUGAUCCUGUUCAUCAAGGUCUGCUUUAAAACACAACAGCAGAAGCGGGGAAAGCUCAUCAUAGUCAUCCUCCUUACUCUUUUCUUCUUCAUCGUUCUUUCUUUUCCACUGAAUGCCUUUUACAUUGGCCAUUAUGUUUUCCAUAUUCCAACUUUGCAUCGCUUGCAGUAUGGUUACUUGUGCUGCACUCUGAACAGCAGUGCUAACCCUUUGAUCUAUUUUGUGUUUGGGAGACGAAAGAGAGGCGGACGUGUAAAGGGCAUGAAAGCCAUACUCCAAAAUAUUUUCAAGGAAGAAGAAAACCAUACAGAGGAAGUGGAAACCUGUGUUUUAAGUCCCUUGUGAUGGCUUUGAAAGAGUACAACUUAUAGCUAUACCAUAAGUUGUUCUAGCUCCUACUAAGUAAACAAGUGUAUAUUUGUAUUCCACUGCUGAGAUUAAGUUUUGAUGGCUCCCAAAGAUUUAUAAUCCUAGUUUCUUUGAAGCACACCUGUGUAAUUUUGGUUUCCAUUAGCAGUACUUUUUUUGACCUGUAUUCAGUGUGGGCUAUUGAUUCCAGGAGCUGUUUAGAAUUUCAGCAGGUGGGUGAACUAGAUGAACUCCAAAGCUCUUAAGUAUUGUAGAGUUAUGAAGCAAAGCAUGCUAUACCAUCAAUCCAUGUCUCUGUUUUACAACUAGUUACCAGAAUCAUGAAUGCACAAAACCCCCUCAUCUAUAUUUUAUAUAAUCUUGUAUGUAUAAUCACCCCUUGUAUUGCUUUGUAAGCCACUGUUUCUAAUACAAGCUUGCAUCUAGCUGUAA
This is a messenger RNA of Lacerta agilis (Sand lizard), 1557 nucleotides long. RefSeq names its product mas-related G-protein coupled receptor member H-like. The record is from RefSeq and is a predicted model, not a curated record. Bases 1 to 1101 code for a protein of 366 amino acids. Gene Ontology annotation, molecular function: G protein-coupled receptor activity. Gene Ontology annotation, cellular component: membrane. Gene Ontology annotation, biological process: G protein-coupled receptor signaling pathway. Lineage: Eukaryota; Metazoa; Chordata; Lepidosauria; Squamata; Lacertidae. The transcript has a single exon.